Phragmites australis (common reed) is the source of this 1460-nucleotide messenger RNA. RefSeq names its product BOI-related E3 ubiquitin-protein ligase 1-like. NCBI's taxonomy places the organism in Eukaryota, Viridiplantae, Streptophyta, Magnoliopsida, Poales, Poaceae. Gene Ontology annotation, molecular function: ubiquitin-protein transferase activity. Bases 166 to 1182 code for a protein of 338 amino acids. The transcript has 4 exons. The record is from RefSeq and is a predicted model, not a curated record.
GAGAGGGAGAGAGGUUUUUAAAGGCGAGCGUGCGAAGUGGGUGGAAUUGGACUCGGCUGCCGCUCUAUUAAAACCACGAGUGGAAGUUUUCUUCUCCGUGACCUCCCGCCCGCUUCGCCAACCCACCACCCAUCCGUUUCACGUUCCCCUGCCUCCUCCUUAACAAUGGCAGUACAGGCGCAGUACCCGUCCAAUCUCCCCUUCCACGACAGAGGCGAGCCGGAGAGGAAGGAGAUGGACAUGCCCGGGCCGCCGCAGCUCGCCGGAGUCUCACCGGCGGCUCUCUACUUCUCCAGCGGUGGAGCGAGUGGGAAUCGGAGGAAGCGACCCAGGGAAGCUAUGGCGCCACCGCCGGCCAAGGAGGAGUACGUCAACCUGUUCACGCUCCAGCCGCAGCAGUCGACGUCGAUUGCCUACAUGGCGCACUUGCAGAACCAGAAUAGGUUCUCCUCAUCACCGUCCCCUGCCGCGACCGCGCUCGUGUCCACUGGCCUCCGUCUGGCAUUCGACGGGCAGCAACAGCAACAGGAGAGCAAACAGAUGAAUGCCUCGUGCUACUCGUCGUCUCCCUCUCUGUUCGCCUCCGUCUCCGACGAGCUUGCCACGCAGGUGAAGCAGCAUGAUGAGGAGAUCGAUCGAUUCAUCCGAGAACAGGGCGAGCAGCUCAGGCGGGCGUUCGCUGAUCGGUUGCGGCGCCACAACCGCGCCAUUCUGGUCAAGGCCAACCAGUGCGCCGCGCGCCGGCUACGCGAGAAGGCAGCGGAAGCGGAGCGCGAGGCGAGACGAGGCGCCGAGCUGGAGGACCGGCUCGCGCUCCUCCGCGGCGAGGCAGCGGCGUGGCAAGCGAAGGCCCUCUCCGAGCAGGCCAUCGCGGUCACCCUGCACGCGCAGCUCCAGCAAGCUGCAGCCGCGGCGCGGGCAUCGGUCGAGGAGAUCGCCGGCGGCGAUGCGGGCCCGGCGGAAUCCUCGUCGUCGGCGUACGUGGACCCUCGCCGCACCCAGGGAUCGUCAGACCGUGCGUGCCUCAGCUGCCGCCUCAGGCCGGCCUCCGUGGUGCUCCUCCCCUGCAGGCACCUCUGCCUCUGCGGCGAGUGCUUCGCCGGCGGCGACGUGGACGUGGCAAUGGCGUGCCCGGUGUGCCUGUGCGUGCGGACGGGGAGCGUGGAGGCCAUCCUCUGUUGAGCUGUCGUGCUCUCAUCCGGCCAUCCAUCUCGUGAGCCGGUGAGUGCAUGAUUUGGGGGCAUCAAUGCCUUCCCGAAAAUGAAAAAGAAAAAAGGUUGUAGGACGGCUAGAUUUUUUUAUUUCAAGUUUUUGUUCAUAUUUCAACUCCUUCACCGCGGAGUAUUUCUUCCUCAAAUCUCCUUCUAUACUUGGGGUUUAGGAGAAUUCAAUUGAUAAGUUCAUUGUUAAUAGCACCCAGCAAGUGCAGCAGGUGACCGGUGGUGCACCUUAUUAAUUUC